Ectocarpus sp. CCAP 1310/34 is the source of this 408-nucleotide messenger RNA. The record is from the annotation of a GenBank genome assembly. NCBI's taxonomy places the organism in Eukaryota, Phaeophyceae, Ectocarpales, Ectocarpaceae.
AUGCGAUCCGCCAUCUACGCUCUACACCUUGGUGUGUGCCUGCUGGCAGGGCAGACCUGCGCGUUCGUAUGUCCGCCCUCCGGACGAGCAAUUGCUUCCGUUGGUCCCAAAGGAGCCUCGAGAGCACCAGCAGGGGUAGUGAUGCAAGCGACGUCGAACGUCGAGUCGUCAGUGGCGAGGUACAAGAAGUUGGUGGGCGCCAAGCGAUGGGAGACGGACGAGGGGAUUGAGAAGAGGGCCGCGGGCACCUUUGCGGAGAUGUGCAAGGUCUAUGGCGAGGACAACGCCGUGCAGAUGGUGAAGAACUCGCCCUCGUGCCUCGGCUACGACGGGUCAGUUUUCCGGGCCACCUUUGAGGCCUUCUCGGAGGUGUUCGGGGAGGAAGAGACGAAAGGGUGUGUGCCGUAG